ACACUUUCAUCCAACCUCUUCUCCCGCCUAUGUAUUCCUCUUGCUCUCGCAUUCGUGCGUUGUCAUUGUCAGAAGUUGGUUUUGGCGCAGGAGCAGGAGAUGGUGGUUUGGCAGCGCCCGUGCAAUUAUUAAUGCCACCCGAUCUCGAACUUUUACUAAGUCACCUCAAGACGGAUGAAUCGAGGGAGCGUGUAUUCGUAGGCGCCCUUAUCGUCUGUUGUUUCCAGCGUGACUGGGAGGGAUAGAUGAGGGGAUAUGUCUCAGGCGUCUUAGCACGCGCGGCUCUUGCAGAAGGCUACGUCCUAGUUUCUGUUAGCGCAGCUCUACUCCCCAAGGACGGAACUCGUAUUCAUGUGGCACGACAAUCGCUCCUUCCUUCUCUCAAUCCUUACCCAGGACCACCCAGCAUGUCCCUCGCCCCAGCUCUCGCACACCUCGAGCGUUCUAUCCCCUGCGCCCAUCUGUUGAAAUACACACGUGCGGCUGUCAUGCGCAAUCCUGAACUGCGCGAAACGCGCAGCAAGAUGCUUGGGAGAGAAGAUGAGGCGGUGCAGAGGGCAGUGCUAGGGAUGAGGCUUCGGAUUGCUGAUGCUGAGGUUGGUGAGGAGGGGAAGUUGAGGAUGAGCGCGAGGAUGGCGAUAGAGGUCUUUUGAAGGGGUUGUUUGUUACCCCUGUGGGUCCUUGAGUGUCACCAUCGUGUUUGAUGCACAGUAAUUUGUGUGGUUUGUGCUGUUGGUAGAUUAGCUACAUCAUUAACGUCCAUGAUACGUG
Molecule: messenger RNA, 771 nt
Organism: Suillus subalutaceus
Lineage: Eukaryota; Fungi; Basidiomycota; Agaricomycetes; Boletales; Suillaceae
Exons: 6
Coding region: 246-653 (135 amino acids)
Source: RefSeq, a predicted model, not a curated record